GUCUUCGAGGCUCCAAAAUGGGAAUGCUACCUCACAAAACUGUCAGAGACCGUGAGAUGAUGCCCGGGGAGCAAGUUGGUAAACUAAGCAUGACGGCUGGGGCUGUAGCUCAAAAGUAGACUUCCCUCAAGUGGUUAGGGGAUCUGGAAACCAAAAUCCACUCCCUCCCUACCCCCAGCCGGAAGAGGGCUCAGGGUUGUAAGUGCUUUUGGUGGCCUGGGAUGAGCCCUGCUUCCCUCAUUUCUGAUUGGUCAGCUUAGACAGAGAAAAGUGAGUUAUCAGCUCACAGCCCUUGUCAGGCAGGUCAGCUGGGAGGGAUCCCACCAUGGGGAGACAGAUGCCUGCUGGGUCUUUGUCAUAGCUUGAAGGGCAGGUUAGCUGGGAGGGAUCCCACCAUGGGGAGACAGGUGCCUGCUGGGUCUUUGUCAUAGCUUGAAGGGCAGCGGGAAGCACAGUGUCAUGUUAUUUAUGGUCUCUUCAUAUCUCUGCCUGUCAGGUGCCGUCAGACGCCUCUAUUCCCUCGGUGAAGCAUGGUCUCGGCACACAGUGUGGCCCACAGAACUAGAAAGAGCAAGUGUGCCUGGUACGGGCAGAUAAUAAAUACGGCACCCUUGUCCACUUACUUGAUUCGACUUUUUAAAUUGAAACAAUUUCCAACAUGCACAAUUUUUGCAAAAGUAGUGUAGAUAAUUCCCAUGUCCCCCUCCCCAGGUUCUCCCCGUGUUACCAUCUAAUAGACCCAGUGCACGGGUGCCCAAACUGACGGUAAGCCAACACCAGCACGGUGCAGUUAAACAGCUGUGCAUGUCAUUCUGACGGCACAAGUUUCUCCUCUGAUGGCCUCGUCCCAGCUGAGGACCCCGUGGAGGAUCCUGCUGCACUGAGUAGUCUUCCUUACGGCGACAGUGCCUUGUGCUUCCCUUCCCUCCUGACCUCACAGGAUGAGUGCUGGUCCGUCCUUUUGUAAACCGUCCCAAACUCUGAUUGUCUGUAUCAUAACAUCAAGUUCUGUGGCUUUCGGUCAGAGCCAUAGUGGUAGCAUGUCCGUCUCACCGUGUCCUAUCAGGGCAUGCAGAAUGUUACUGCGUCUUAGUUCCCAUGAUACUGGCCUUGAACAUCCGGUAAAGGUGCCAUCUGCCACUUUCCUCCAUGGCAGAAGGCUGUACCAUUUUUCCCAUUGUAGUCCGUAUCUGUGUUGGAGGAGAUACUUUAAAGACAUGUAAAUAUCUUUUUCUUCAAGCCACCCAGUCAUUUUUAGCAGCCACAGAUUAUUACUGCAGUAUCUUUUCUGUUCCUUUCAUUCUUUUGAUCUUUAUUGGAAUCCCUGUGAAAAACUUGCCUUUUUCUUGAUUUCCUCAUUCAGUUAUUUCUUACACCAACGAGGACACAUGAAUAUUUUAUUCUGUGGGUUAUAAUAUAUUACUGUUUUUAUUUUAUUACUCAAAUUCCUUUUUCAUUUGUUUUGUUUCAAGACAGGAUUUCCCUACAUAGUCCUGGCUACUCUGUAGACCAGACUAGCCCCCAACUCAGAGAUCCACCUGCUUCUCCCUCCUUAGUGCUGGGUUUAAAGGCAUGUACCACCAUACCUGGCUACUGAUCAAACUCCAUGUUGUUACUCAUAUAAUUAUCUGCUCUGUUCCAAGCACCAUAUGUACAACUCCAUAUAUAGUCUGCUUCGCCACUGAAACAUUCCUAACAGUAUUAGUCACACUUUUAAUUCAUUUUUUGUUAUGUUGAGACAAGCUCUCAUGUUUCCCUUGGCUAUCUUGGCACUCACUGUGUUGACCAGGCUGGCCUAAAAUCUCAGAUCUGCCAGCCUCUGCUUCCCAAGUGCUGGAAUUGAACCAUGCAACACUAUGUCCAGUUCUUGUUCAUGUUUUAUAGUCAAUAAACUGAGUCUCACAAAGAACUAAUAAUAGAAAGGGAAGUCAGGCCCAGGACUCAGAUUCCAUUCGAGAAAUCAAGCUGUCUUUUUGGAAACUCGAGCGUACAGCCAUCAGAUAAUAAAGGAAAUGGAUGCCGUCACUGAUGAAGUUUCACAUUGAAGUUAUUCUAGCUCACAGGGUGGCAAAUCACAGCCCAGCAAACCCACACACUGCUACAUUCCAGUGAGCACUGCUUGUGCACCUCCUCAGGCCUCAGAGCUGCCACACAAGUGAGCAAAGGAGACAGGACUGCACUUCACCUUCAGAGAUCCUGAUUGGAGCCCUACGAAGAGAGAGGAGAGCCGCUAGGGAAGUGAAAUGUUAGGGUCAAGCCAAACCCUGUUAUUUUCAUCCUUUGAACCCUAACAAGUGCGAUUUCCCUAUCCAAUGAUAAAUAAAAUGGAUCGCAUCAUAGCUUCCUAAUCCAGGCAUGUAACUGUGUGUCAUCUUAGACAAUCUAGAAAAACAUACACCAGGCAUAAGCUCCUAUGAAGACAUGGCAGUCUAAGCCUGGCAAAAUUCAGAACAAUCCACCAAGUUGCCCAUAACCCUGAGACCAUUGGGAAUAUUGGGAGUGUCCACCCUGCACACAUAACCACGUCCUGACUCUACACAUAUUUACCAUAUCUGCAUCCCUGCAGGUAAUAGGGAAAGACUAUUAGAUGUAAGGCAGUCCAAAUUUGUAAAGUGUGUGAUACUGCCUAAAAGGUAUUGUGACGGGCUGUCCUCCAAACAUUAGCUGCCAUCACUGUCUAAACCAGAACAACUGAUAUGACUGCUGUUGACAUUCCUGCAUAGAAUAGAUAGUUGGGAGAGUCGUUAGAUUCCAGCCACUCCUUUCUGCACCCUGCUCCCAUCCCUAUGUAGUUCUGCCCCAACUGCAUGUGGUUUUAGGAGUUAUUAAAACAUACAGUGUAGGUUUUAGUAUAUAGGUAGACCAUUCCCUGAAGAAUAGACCCCACCUAAGCCGUGAUGACAGAGUUACCCAUGCUGGGAUGAGAUUAAAGCCAUGUGGCUGUUUGGGGGUCCGUACCCCCCACCCCCUGCAAGGAAGCUCAGUUAAGUACACUGCAUUGGAAUCAUUACUUUUUCUGUCAUUGGUUCCCUGUCUCCAGUGAGUGUACAUAGAGAGUGUACAUACCAGGUUACACCGUGAUUAAGGAAAAAUAAAGACUAUGAUUUAAGAAAAUCCCUCCCCAAAUUUUUUAAUGAUACCACCACACAACAAGCUACUAGCCAAUGGGUGUCAGUCCAGAACAGUGGUUCUUAGGCAACUUCCCCUCUUAGGGUGCAUUUGCUUUUUUUUUUUCCUCUCUCUCUCCUCAAGACAGGAUCUCACUAGCACGACUAGCUUGGAACUCCUAUGUUGACCAGGCUGGCCUCAAACUCAGAGAUCCUCCUACCUCUGCCUCUCAAAUGCUGCAAUAAAAGGCAUGUGCCACUGUUGUUCUUGGUAUUUUACUCAUUUGUUUGGGGGGCCCACCACUCAGCUCCCAAAUAAUUCACACACGGAGGCUUAUUCUUACUUAUGAAUGCCCAGCCUUAGCUUGGCUUACUUUCUAGUCAGCUUUCCUUAACUUAAAUUAUCCCAACAACGUUUUGGCUCUGGGCUUUUCCUGUUCUCUUACUCUGUAAAUCUUACUCUUACUUCGUUGCUAGUUGUGUAGCUGGGUGGCUGGUCCCUGGAGAUCCAGAGAUCUUCUCUGGAUCCUCGCUCUCUCCUCCCACAUUUCUCCCUCUAUAUAUACUCUCUGCCUGCAAGCACCACCCAUCCUUUCUCCUGCCUUGCUAUUGGCCGUUCAGUUCUUUAUUAGACCAAUCAAGUGUUUUAUACAGGCCCAGUAACACGGGUUCACAGAGUUAAACAAAUACAACAUAAACAAAAGUAACACACCUUAAAAUAAUAUCCCACAACACACCACCACUGCCCAGCUUUAGGGUACAUUUGCAAUGCCUAAAAUUAUGUUUAGCUGAGUACUGGAGCAGGAGGCUACGACUGGCAUCCAGUGGGAAUGUGAAUGACACUAAGCUGGUUGAAUUCAGGGAUGCAGCUAAAUAUUCCAUGCCACACAACAUAUCUACUUGUCAAAAGUGUUGAGGAACGUUGAUUAUUAAUAAGCAAAGCAAAUGAAAUGUAUUUGCAAGUGUAAGUUGUGUUAUCUAGAACCGGAUUUAGGCCCACUCCAUGAGAUGGAAACCAUACUCAAAACUGCUGAACUGGCCAAGAACCUAAGGUAGAUCAUGGGCCCUAGGAAAAACAACCUGAGACUGGGGUAGGUCAUGAGCCCUAGGAAAAACCUACUACUAUUAUUCUGCUAAAGGAGCAUGGCAAUAAAAUCACCCCUAAUAACACAAUGCUAUGCCCAUAGAUAAGUGCCUCACUGGAUCCUCAGCAGAGAAGAUUCUUCUUGCAAUAGAUGAUAAUUAACACAAAGACCCACAGCUGGACAAUGUGCAGAGCGUGAGUCUUCAGAGCACUCAGUCCUAAGUGAGAUGUCAUCAAACCCCUCCUCUCAAGGCUCAGGGAUCUACGUAUGUGGAAGAGGAGGCAAAGAUUAUAAGAGCCAAGGUGAUGGAUGACUCUGAGGAAACAUUGUCUUCUAAACACAACAGGAGUGAAACACACAAAUUCACAGAGCCUGUGACAGCAUGCACAAGACCUGAGCAAGUUCAAACCAGACAUGAUCCCAGCACUGAGAAGGGCAGUGAACACAAAAUCCCACCCUAACCAAGAAGCUAUUUGUAGUCGAUACCUGCUGGGAAAGGAAAUACACUACGGAAUGUUCAGGAGUAUACCAACCAUACCCCAGGCCAGGACAGGAAUAGUUGGCCAAUAGAAAACAGAGUCUGGAGUUUGGGAGAUUUGUUUUGUUUUGUUUUGUGGUUAUUGUUUUUAUGGGGGUUUUCUUUUCAUUUUGUUUUGUUUGGGUAUUUUCUUUCUUAUUAGAUUUUUAUUUUCCAUUUUUUUGAGAAGGAAUAUGAGGUUGAAUAGGUAGGGUGGUGGGGAGGAGUUGGAAAGGAAAGAAUAUGAUCAAAAUAUGUUUGUAAGAAAAAAUUAAUGAAAAAGAUCAAAAAUUUAGAAAAGAGAGUGAAUAUAAAUAGGUGGGUACAUAAUGUGUACCUGGUUAUCUCAAGAACAUUGUCCUAGAAAUGUCUGUACUUCCUGCCUAUGAUGACAGGUUUUAAUAUGUCUACUUGGCUGAACCACAUGGUGCCAGAUAGUGAGGCAUUAUUCUGUGAGGUUGUCUAUGGUAAGAGUACAUUUAAAUCAUCAGACUUAAUUGAAUCAGAUUGCCGUCCAUUAUGUGAGUGGGAUUCACCGCCCCCCCCAUUUAAGACCUGCCCAGAACUGAAGGCUGAGUUCCCCCACCCCCAACUAACAGAAUUCUAACUGAAAAACUGACUCUUCCUGAGGUUAUGCCAGUCUGUUGGUCUUCAGAACUCAACUGGGACACUGACUGGACUCUGCAGAUUUUGGACUUGGCCUCUAAAAUUGUGUGAGACAGUUCUUUAUAAUAUAUACUUACGUGUCUAUGGAUUUGAUUUUCUGGAGAGGCACGAUUAACAACUACCCGUGAAGCUUUUUUAAGUUUGUCAUCUUGUUUUAUUAGAAGGCUAAGAAAUACUGUUCUUAAUGCUCUGUUACAGAAAUAAACGCUUUCGCUGAGCAUUAUCUGCUCCAACAUUGGAGCAGGACCUUAAGUCACAAACGUACCUGGUGUCUUGUGGGACAGUUUUAUACAGAUAAAUCUAAUCUUGUAGUCUGUGGCUGCUCUUUAAAGCCAAGCACUUAGCCAUGUUCAUUUAGCAAAACAACUAGCGGAUGCUAACUGUGUCCUCUGACAUCUCACACACGCUGUCUGGUGGGUGACAGCAGCAGCCUGUCUAGUGACCACUUGCAGAUUCAAAUGGCAUGCUGAAAUCUCCCAUGGGUGAUUUUCUUUUUGUUUGUCUGUUUUGCAAGUAUAAAGACUGAUUCUGAAUUGGAAACCUCCUACUGUAUAUAUUCGCAUUUACUUGAUAUUCUUUUAAAUCAGGUCCAUUUGUCAUUGACACACCAUGGCUUCUCUGCCGACUUUAUAAAAUUCAAAGUCUGUGUAAAGGAAUAUUUAUAAAUUGUUAACGGCCAAGGGAGAAAACCCUCAAACCAGAACUAAUAUCAUAUUGCAAGGCUGAACAUCCGAUGAUGCUUCACUAACCUCUAAAGAGUAGAUUUGAGAGAGGCUAAGGGGAGCCUUUUUCUUUCAAGGUUUUUAUUUUUAUUUUAUAUGUAUGAGUAUAUUGCCUGAAAUCAUGUGCAGGAGUAUUUUGUCUGUGCACCAAGUGCAUGCAAUGCCUGAGGAGGCCAGAAGAGGGUAUUGGAUCCCUUGGGUCUGGAAUUAAAGACACUUGUGAAGUGCCCUAUGGGUGCUGGGAAUCGAGCUUGGGUCCUCAGGAAGGGCAGCCAGUGCUUUUAACCAUUGAGCCAUCUCUCCAGCCCCAAGAGGAAAUGUUGGCAUCUACAUUUUCUGUCUGGAUCUUUCUUAUGUAUGAAAGAAAGAAAGAAAGCUAGUGACGUUAAAUGCAUGCAACUAUAGUCUGCAAAUUCCUGUUUGUUUCUCCUUUCUCCCUCACAAAGGCAGAGUUAGCUGUGGUCUCAGAGCAUUUUCCCAACUUAGUUCAUAUUUGUGUUAGGCAAUAGCCAUAUUGGGGGGAAAGCUGAUAGCCCUAACUUCAAUUGUAUUAAUCACCAAAGAUUUACACAAGUUCAUAAAGAUAAACUUAGGAAGCUUUUGCCUUGACUUAGCCAACAAACCUCAGAACCUUCCCAUAACAACUGCUUCUGAGUGUGAGCAGUUGGUUUUUAAUGCUGAGGCGAACUCUCUUAGGCCUGGCAUUUAACACAACAGGCUUACUGAACUGAAAUCAAGGGCACCCAGCAGUGACUAGAGAGAGCUCUGCUUACUGCAGGUAGCAGGUCUGCCUAGAGAACAAGACAGAACUUUACAACUUCAUGUCAUUCUUCAUGUAGCAUUAGCAUUAUGUGAUAGGACUACAAGUAUGAAUGUUCUAAAUAUCCCUAAAGUAUGUGAGUCACCUACAGGACCAAAAUGGAGAUGAUGCCCCAGUAUGACCUGUCCAGAAUGCCAGAAAACACAGCCCUGAAGCAGCAAACGUUGCCUGCCCACCAGCUAGAUUUAUCUGCCUCGGUGGUCCUCUCUAUCUUUUUUGCCACAGGAGGAUUCUGCCUCUGUAUGGGCAUCAUCCUUCUACUGUCUGCAAAGAGCACCAAGGAAAUCGAGAUUAAUUACACGAAUAUAUGUGGAGACUGUGCUCAGCUACGGGAAGACAGCUCGAACUCGGACAAAGAGUGCACUUGCUCUGUUCCCUUUUACCUUCCAGAGAAAAUGGAGGGUGAUGUUUACAUGUUCUACAAAUUGUAUGGUUUCUAUCAGAACCUCUAUCGAUAUAUUUUAUCGAGAAGCAACAGUCAACUGGUGGGGAAGGAUAUUUGGGAUGUUAAGAACUGUUCUCCAUUCCAGUUGUCCCACAACGGCACUCCCAUCAUUCCUUGUGGUGCAAUUGCCAACAGCAUAUUCAACGAUACCAUAACUCUUUCAUACAACCUUAAUGCAUCUAUAAAUAUAGAAGUCCCAAUGCUAAAGAGUGGGCUUACAUGGUGGACAGAUAAGUAUGUCAAAUUCCGGAAUCCAAGAGCCGGUGAUCUUGCUAGUGCAUUUGCAGGAAGUGCAAAGCCUCCGCAUUGGGCCAAACCUAUCUAUGAACUAGAUACAGAUGACCCAGGAAACAAUGGCUUCAUCAAUGAGGACCUCAUUGUAUGGAUGCGGACAGCUGCCUUUCCCACUUUCAAAAAACUGUACCGCCGACUCAAUCGUGUGCACAAUUUUGUUGACGGUUUACCUGCUGGUAACUACAGUUUCAACAUAUCCUAUAAUUUUCCAGUUACUGUGUUCCAGGGAGAAAAAUCUGUUGUUCUUUCCACCCUGACAUGGAUUGGAGGAGGUGGCCUUUUCUUGGGGCUUACUUACACAGUGACAGGGGCACUGACAUUGUUGGCCUCUUUCGCCAUCCUGGCAAUUUACUUGAUGCUGAAAAGGAAUAAAAAAAGUUUCCCGUAGGAGGGAAAUCAAGGUUUGUAAAGAAGAAUAGCAGAAGACAGAAAUGGACAACGAAGUAAAAGAACCAAAGAUCUCUGGCAAAGCUGGAAACAUUUCUGAGCUAUCUCAACAAGGGGUUACUGGAUUGACUGAAUCAAAUAUAAUCCCAACUAUGUGGAUAAAUAAUGAGAUUCCCAGAGUGGGGUGAAGAGAAGGAGGGAAGAGGAGGAGGAAGAGGAGGAGGAAAAUAUGUGCAGUAAAAUGUUCUUGGAAUGAAGACAAUAAAUGAUAUUUGAACUCUA
Molecule: messenger RNA, 8325 nt
Organism: Peromyscus californicus insignis
Lineage: Eukaryota; Metazoa; Chordata; Mammalia; Rodentia; Cricetidae
Product: cell cycle control protein 50C
Exons: 7
Coding region: 7016-8044 (342 amino acids)
Biological process (GO): phospholipid translocation
Cellular component (GO): endoplasmic reticulum; Golgi apparatus; plasma membrane
Source: RefSeq, a predicted model, not a curated record